This is a messenger RNA of Solanum stenotomum, 891 nucleotides long. RefSeq lists its product as uncharacterized. The coding region runs from base 49 to 891 and encodes 280 amino acids. The record is from RefSeq and is a predicted model, not a curated record. The transcript has 4 exons. NCBI's taxonomy places the organism in Eukaryota, Viridiplantae, Streptophyta, Magnoliopsida, Solanales, Solanaceae.
UUGGAGAAGGUGGCCAUUUCACUUGAGCAUUCUCUUUCUCAUCUGGGGAUGGAUAUGAAAUCUAUAAAAGAUUUGUUGGAGCAGAUGUUGGACCAAGUUCAACAUCAACAUACUGGGGAAUCCAAAGAUGUAUACGAAAUCAUAGGGAAGCUAGAGCAGAUUAAAUCAUAUCUUUUAACCCAAGCAAUGCAUAGCAGUGUAUUUUCUGGACUUUCUUCCCUUCAUUCACCUCCACCUCAACAACCUUCUCCUCCAAUAGCUGACCAGCAAGCAUUAGUAUCAAAUCAACAAACUACUCCUCUGAUAGCUGGCCAGCAAGUAAUGACACAGGCAGUAGACACUGUGGGACAACCAACACCAAUGGUGGUUCAAAAUCCAGCAUCAAAUCCACAGCCAGCUGGCCCGUUUUUCAUGCAUCCAGUACAUUGGCAAGUAGUUGAUGAGAAUCUGUUUAAGGCCGUCGACGAGCCUGUUCUAUGGUUCAGCAAGCUGGUCAAUUCAGAAAAUUCACAACAGCCGCUUACUGUUCCACAUGAUAAAAUACAGUACUUCGAGAAAGGAAGCCCUCCUUCCUCAUAUGCGCAUUCUCCUCUGUUUCUAGGCAUGACCCUACCUGUUACACUGCAUAGUAGUAAACUAGAAAGCAUGAUUGGUGGUGCGCCAGGAUUGCUGUAUAGUAAAACCAAAACCGCAAUGCAUAUAUAUUGGCCCUCCGUUGGCACGUUUUUUAAGAAAUCAACCAUGAUUGAUGUGUGGUUUCAAUGGAAAAAACAUGGUCCGAGACAUAUGCUAAUAGUCAAAGUUGAAGAGCAAGGAACAGGGCCAUCUGGAGCUGGAGCAGAGCCAUCUGGAGCUGGAGCAUCAAAACAUCCUAAACUAGGUGGCGUUUGA